Messenger RNA from Pseudoliparis swirei, 5676 nucleotides. It is a transcript of the gene tmem63ba, whose product is annotated as transmembrane protein 63Ba. Bases 115 to 2820 code for a protein of 901 amino acids. Gene Ontology annotation, cellular component: plasma membrane. The record is from RefSeq and is a predicted model, not a curated record. Gene Ontology annotation, molecular function: calcium-activated cation channel activity; nucleic acid binding. NCBI's taxonomy places the organism in Eukaryota, Metazoa, Chordata, Actinopteri, Perciformes, Liparidae. The transcript is spliced from 23 exons.
GAGGAACUAACGACCACGUUAAGGGCCGUUAUCUCCCCCACGCUGACGGUGGUCGUGUUCCUCUCCGCCCUGCUGCGUAUCAUACGUAAGGUUGUCAACAUGUUGCAGUGAGUAAUGCUCCGACUACUGAUAUUGAUAAUGGCCAGUUGGGGGGCGCAGGGAUGCACCAAUUCCGAGAGCUGCCCGCCGGUGUCGCCCAAUAAUGGCUCCAAGGACUUCUGUUACUCUGCUCGGAUCCGCAGCACAGUGCUCCAGGGCUUGCCUUUUGGUGGGGUUCCCACUGUCCUCGCCCUUGACUUCAUGUGCUUCUUGGUGUUGCUGGUUGUGUUCUCCUUCUUGAGAAAAGUAGCAUGGGACUACGGACGCCUCGCUCUGGUGACUGACGCUGACAGAAGAAUGGAUCAACGGUACAGUCGCCUGGAUGAUCGGGAAUAUGUGGCCUCUGCCUUAGCGUCCGAUGCACCCGAGCGCUACGAGCGUCUCACUUCCGUGUCCAGCUCUGUGGACAUUGAUCAGAGAGACACAGGUUUCUGCUCCUGGCUAACUGCCAUUUUCCGCAUCAAGGAUGAGGAGAUAAGGGAGAAGUGUGGUGAGGAUGCAGUGCACUACUUGUCCUUUCAGCGCCACAUCAUCGGCCUGCUGGUUGUGGUGGGCGUGCUGUCUGUGGGCAUCAUCUUGCCCGUUAACUUCUCGGGAAACCUACUUGAAAACAAUGCCUAUAGUUUCGGGCGAACAACGAUAGCAAAUUUGAAUGCAGAUAAUGCACUACUGUGGCUGCACACCACCUUUGCAUUUCUCUACCUGUUACUAACGGUGUACAGCAUGCGACGGCACACCUCCAAGAUGCACUACAAGGAGGAUGACUUGGUGAAACGCACUUUAUUUGUCAAUGGAAUCUCCAAAUACGCAGAGGAGAUUGAGAUAAAGCAACACUUUGAACAUGCGUAUGCAAACUGCGCUGUGCUAGAAGCACGUAUCUGUUACAAUGUGGCCAGGCUGAUGUAUCUCAACUCUGAAAGGAAGAAGACCGAGCGCAGCAAGAAAUUCUUCCUUGACUUGUUGGCAAAGGAGCACAUCACAACCAUGAUCAAUCCCAAACCCUGCGGACACCUUUGCUGUUGCAUCAUCAAAGGCUGUGAGCAGGAAGAGGCAGUGGGCUACUAUACCAAGCUGGAGGCGCAACUAAAAGAUGACUACAGGAAGGAGAGGGAAAAGGUUAACAGGAAGCCCUUAGGGAUGGCCUUCGUCACCUUCCAGAACGAAUCCAUCACUGCCACAAUCUUAAAAGACUUUAAUGCUUGCAAGUGUCAGGGCUGUCAGUGUCGUCAGGAGCCCAGAACCUCUCAAUUCAGCGCCAAGCUCCACACACACAACUGGACUGUCAACUACGCCCCUGAUCCGCAAAACGUCUAUUGGGAGCAUCUGUCAGUGGGAGGGUUCGCCUGGUGGAUCCGCUGCUUAAUCAUCAACCUUGUCCUCUUCCUCCUCCUCUUCUUCCUCACCACCCCGGCCAUCAUCAUCUCCACAAUGGACAAGUUCAAUGUUACCAAACCGGUCGAGUACCUAAAUAAUCCAAUCGUCACCCAGUUCUUCCCCACCCUCCUCCUGUGGUCCUUCUCCGCCUUACUUCCAACCAUUGUCUACUAUUCUGCCUUCUUAGAAUCCCAUUGGACCCGGUCAGGAGAGAACCGGACCACGAUGCAUAAAUGCUACACUUUCUUGAUCUUCAUGGUCCUGUUGCUGCCUUCCCUCGGACUCAGCAGUUUGGAUGUUUUCUUCCGCUGGCUUUUUGACAAAAAAUUCUUGGCAGAUGCUACCAUGAGAUUUGAGUGCGUGUACCUUCCUGACAAUGGAGCCUUCUUUGUGAACUAUGUCAUUGCAUCGGCCUUCAUCGGUAAUGCCAUGGACCUGCUGAGGAUCCCUGGACUACUUAUGUACAUGAUCCGCCUCUGCCUGGCUCGCUCUGUCGCCGAGAGGAAGAACGUCAAGAGGCACCAAGCCUAUGAGUUCCAGUUCGGAGCAGCUUAUGCCUGGAUGAUGUGCGUCUUCACUGUGGUAAUGACCUACAGCAUCACCUGCCCAAUCAUCGUUCCUUUUGGUGAGUUCGGCCAUUUCAAAUCCCCCCCCCCCCGGCGGUUACUGCACGAGAUCGUGCUCUUCUUAAAUGACGGCAGGACAGACGCACAGAGGGCAGGCUGCGCUCGGUGGUUCUGCUGUUGGUACAGAAGCUUAUCAGCAGGCCUAAUGGGAUUAGUUCCACUAAAUGUUUUGUCUCUCUGCACAGGGCUGAUGUACAUGCUGCUGAAACACCUCGCGGACAGGUACAACAUGUACUACGCCUAUCUGCCAUCCAAACUGGACAAGAAGAUCCAUUCUGGAGCGGUCAACCAAGUGGUGGCCGCUCCUAUUCUCUGUCUCUUCUGGCUCCUGUUCUUCUCCACUGUUCGCUCCGGGUUUUCAGCUGCCACGUCCAUGUUCACGUUUAUAGUUUUGAUCAUCACAAUCAUCAUCUGCCUCUCUCACGUCUGCUUCGGACACUUUAAAUAUCUAAGUGCUCACAACUACAAGAUUGACACCCAGGCGGUGGACGGGUUGGAGAAUGGGCGUCCAGUGUGCCCUUCUGCCGCCAACAAGGCAGCACAAAUGUACAUCGCUCAGGUACUUCAAGACCCAAAUUCGGGGGAGGCUUGUUCAGCCAGUGGAGAAGAAGAUGGCCAGGGUUCCUCGCAGGACGAGGAAAUAAUCAACGUCGAAAAUGGCCUGAAUGAGGACUUCCAGUCUGGCGAAGACAGCCUCAUUGAUAAUGAGGUUCGGCACUAAUGCUGCCUGGAACAAAGAAAAGAAUCUCCUAGGUUUUACUUGAGGAGUGCACUGAAUAUGUGAAUUAAACUAGGAACUGAACCAACAGUUCUCCAAAGCAUCUCAACGUCCAUGGAGGGACUUGACACUAACGGCAGCACACCGCCUACUAAGGAUUGGAUGGAUUGUCGCUUAAGGAUUGUCGCAUUUUCAUCACUGGAUCUCACCGAACACCAUCUUCUGUCUGAAUACCCGCAGAGGGAAUCUCCUCUGACGAUGCAAGGCCAGCUCCAUCCUUCUGCCCCGACACAGCUGAGGCACACCCACACAAAAAUAAUUCUAAAUGCACAUGGAUCCAUCAAAGAAAGACACUAAUGCACAAAAAGAAGAAUAGUUUGCCUUGUUUUGUAAGGGAAGGGAUGCUCUGUCUGUGUUUUCUUUAAACAUUAUUGCACUUGAAAGAGAGGACCUGUCCCAUACGCUCGGGUUUCACUAGGGUACUGUAGAACAGCAUGCCUUCACGUUCAAACGGUGGAGGGAUUUGUCUCUGAUCCUUUGCCAGUAUCUCUAAUUGUCUGCACUAAAUGCUUCCCCUGAAUAAGCAGCUGAUGCGAGCGGAGCCCCAGAGGUGUUGCCCACACAGUGCAGACAGGUGCGUACAGAUGUGUCCAAAUGGUUCUUCUAAUUCCCUAAAACCCAUUUUUAUUAUUGCUCCUAACCCUCCUGGAUGCUUUGACACGACAGCAACAACACUCUGGAUCUGUAAAAUAGCCUUUUUUUUGACACUGGUAUUUAUUUGUAGGCAUUGAAUGUGAAACGUGGGUUGCGUAUCUUGGCACACUACAUUUUGAAUAGGAUCUUUUUGGCGUUCGGUCUCUGAGCCUUUGGCGGGGGGGCGGACUGCUGUUGGACUGUUGCUACUGAUGCUGCCCACCGGUAGAGGGAAGUCCUUACACGGCAUCUGCAGGAGGACCAGAGGCCAGGAGCCUGCCGAUCCUUUCGUGUCACUCGGGGGACGGAGAGAAAAGCUUUUUGAGGGGUUUCUUUCUGGGUCAGCUUCACGUGAUAUUGUGACUGGUUCUCUUUAUCUGUUGUUUUUCCGUUCAUUUUUGACCCAGAUGUUUACGUAAUUCUGUAGGUUUUUUGAAAGGAGCAUUCAGUGCAGGUGACUACCGAUAGUUUGACGUUGUCUGCCAGGUCCUCUUCAUAUUCAUCAUGUAGGGAGCAACCUGCUCCAGUGGUCCCCAAGCAUUGUGGCUGUGAUUGGCAAUCACUCAAUGCAGAGUUUUAGAUUGUUAUCUCAAAUUGUGCAAUUUUGGGAAUAACGCAUCAGAUCGGAGAGGCCACUUGAGCGAGUAACUCCAGUAGAGGAGGUCCACUUCUAUUUAAAACCUUAAGUUUAUGAUAUUGAAUAUAGGAUUAUGCCCCUGCCAUUGAAAUCAAAAUAGAAUACAUGUUAUUUAUGUUUGUUCUUGGCUUGUAAUGAAGUGACUGAGUCCCCCCCCCCCCAAGUGUACAUUCCUUUUGCAGAUCCAGUUGUAAUGUCAGAGCAAUCUUCUUGUUCUACAACGCCACACUAGAUCUCCCUCAGCCGUCUGAAGCAGCUCCUUUUUCAGGUAUCUGGAAACUCGGAAAGAAACGCAGUAUUUAACAAUACAAACGGCAGGUUAGAACAUGAUGUGAAAGUGCCCACACGGCUAUGACCCUACUCAGGAUUUAUGAAGCUUUCUGUUUCUAUCAUUUGACUUGCCCCUUACUUAAGACAACACUAUAUGAGUGUCCCCAUUACACACAAAGAAGGUGAUGACGACUGAUUACCAAUACAGGAUGUCACCACGGACCAGUUAUGUUUAUUGGGCCAUAAUAAUGAACAUGUAUUAUCCAGCUGCUCUGCAAACUAUUGUGUGAAAUGUGCACUAAUCUUACUUUCACUUGUAUGAUUGCCGGAGAAGCCCCCCCCCCCCCCCCCACACACACCCCUGUGGGUGCAAUGGUGAACCUAAACAGUUUCCAUAAUGUGUCCAUGGGUAUAUUGGCACCACAUAUGGGUAUAAUAUUAUGGUACUAACAAGAUAAUUGUUUGACACCGUUGAGUCUGGUCAUGAUGGGGUCAUUUUUUAUUUUAAUUUAAAUAUCUCUGAUGUCUUUAAAUCUGAAUGCGUCCUGUCAAAAUAACAUCCCAGGUCCAUCUGAGGGAGAUGCAUGCGAUUUCUCAUGUUGUCUAACAACUCCAGUGUUUAAACCCAGAAUGUAGGUUAAUGCCACAACUGUUGAUGAAUUGAAAGUGGUUGGAGCAAUGGUGUGACGGCUGUAUGCACGCAGCUACAAAAGGACAGUCCACUAACUAAACACAAAAGUUUUGUACUUAUAAUGUAUAUGCACAUCUUCGUCCAGUGCCAUGUCGGGGCAUUCCAUUCGAGAACAUGAUCUACUUUUGUCAGUCUGAUGGUUGCAAUGAUUUCCAGUAGUCCUUUUCUAAUGGCUCAUGAUGAAUUCUUUUGUUUUUCAGUUUAUCUUCAUAAGAUCUGUAUAGAUAGUGGGACUCAAUAAAAAUAAAUGUAUUGUUUUUGCAAACAGCCAAGCACUUUCUAAUAGAAGUUCUCAGCUUGUUUCUACAAUGUGCUCAGAAUGGGUCGUAAACAUGUAUCCGUGUCUCAGAUCUGUGCACAGUUAGAAAGAGUUUGUUUGUGUGCGUUGACAUUUUUAUAGUUUUGCAUUUGUUUUUCUUGAUAGGAAGAGUAACUAUAGCCGAAUCUCAGCAUUUGACAGUCUCAUUUUAUUAUUUUUAUUCAAAGGGCCGUCAGUUCAACAGAUAUAUUGUACCCCCUCCACCCGACCCUGCUCUUUGAACAAUAAAUCUGUAUUUAAUCAUGUUUA